AUGGCUGCUCCAGGUGGGUGGAUGAAGAAAAUGUUCAAGCAUGAUGAAAUUGAAGGAUUUAAUUCAAAAAUCACGAGAACAAUCAGAAUUAGAGAGUACAACAUUAUUAAGUUGCUAAGAGAAGGAAUUAUUGUCAAGAGAUUAGAUGAGGUAGUAGCUUAUGCUUCCAGACAGCUUAAGAGUCACCAGAAGGGUUAUCUGGCUCACAAUUUAACGUUAGCAGCAAUGGUGUUAGCCAUAAAGAUUUGGCGUCACUAUUUAUAUCGAGUUCAUGUCGAUAUCUUCACAUAUCAUAAGAAUCUCCAAUAUACUUUCAAGAGGAGGGAGUUCAACAUUUUACAGAGAAGCUGGCUUGAGUUACUCAAGCAUUAUGAUAUCGAUAUUCUCUAUUAUCCAGAGAUAGGGAAUGUGGUAACAGAUGCUCUUAGUCAUGAUCCAUGGAAAUUUUAG
Messenger RNA from Lycium ferocissimum, 450 nucleotides. RefSeq lists its product as uncharacterized. The record is from RefSeq and is a predicted model, not a curated record. The transcript has 3 exons. NCBI's taxonomy places the organism in Eukaryota, Viridiplantae, Streptophyta, Magnoliopsida, Solanales, Solanaceae. Bases 1 to 450 code for a protein of 149 amino acids.